This is a messenger RNA of Juglans microcarpa x Juglans regia, 822 nucleotides long. Its product is annotated as fra a 1-associated protein-like. The transcript has 2 exons. Bases 59 to 622 code for a protein of 187 amino acids. Lineage: Eukaryota; Viridiplantae; Streptophyta; Magnoliopsida; Fagales; Juglandaceae. The record is from RefSeq and is a predicted model, not a curated record.
UUGCAGAAGAAUUUCGGAAUUCGGUGGAUUGUGGGCAAAGCCAUAGGAGGCGGUUUCAAUGGGGGGGGUGUGGAGGGACGACGAACCAGGCGAGUUCGGCUCAUACGCCGGCGGAAUUAUCCCGGGAGACAAGUGCUCCAUCAGGAAGGCCGUUAUGUUGAAGUGCAGAACCGAGGAGGUCGAGCCUGGAAAGUUCAUCAAGAAGUGCGAGAAAACCGAACAGGUUCUCAGGGAUUGCAUCGGCAAGCCUCUCGAGGUGGUAAUGUCCAACAAAGAAUACACUGAAGAUGAUGUCACGGAUGAGGUUCUUAAAGGGUCGGUCUCUUUUGAGACCUCAGGUAAUGGGGCAUUUGACUUCCCUGGAUUACGCAGUGAUGUCGAAGCCAUGACACGUGGCUUCUUUAACGGCCUCAACCGUGUCUUUGAAGAAGCUGAAGAGAUGAAAAAUGGCUUCUUUAAUGUUUUUGGAGCUCUACGUGUGUUUGAUGGGGAGUCUUCUUCCCCACCAUCCAUGAGACGAGGGAUACCUGUUGAAGACCAUCCUAGGGAAGAUUCCACUCCUAAACGAACUGAGCCUGAUUCAGGACAAGUUGAUCUUUCUGGAUUGGCUAAAGAUGUUUGAAGCAUACCAACUGUAGAUCUUCACGUUGUAGCCCCCUUUUCUUCUUGUAGCGUAUAAAGAGUGCGUCCAUGAAAUGAUCAAAUAUCCCAUAUUGAUAUUGUAAUGACCAAGUUUAGAGGGCAGUUGAACUUUUGGUAUUUUGGUCAACCUUAUAUUAUGUUUAUAAUGAAAUGAUAAAAAUAUCUUAUAUUUGUAUCGAA